UCGAGGGAUCAGGAGCUCAGGUUAUGGGACCAAUGGGACUGCCCCUGCAAGUGCUGACCCUAAACAUAGAAGAUGAGUAUCGGCUACAUGAGACCUCAAAAGAGCCGGAUGUUUCUCUAGGGUCCACCUGGCUUUCUGAUUUUCCCCAGGUCUGGGCGGAAACCGGGGGCAUGGGACUGGCAGUUCGCCAAGCUCCUCUGAUCAUACCUCUGAAGGCAACCUCUACCCCCGUGUCCAUAAAACAAUACCCCAUGUCACAAGAAGCCAGACUGGGGAUCAAGCCCCACAUACAGAGACUGUUGGACCAGGGAAUACUGGUACCCUGCCAGUCCCCCUGGAACACGCCCCUGCUACCCGUUAAGAAACCAGGGACUAAUGAUUAUAGGCCUGUCCAGGAUCUGAGAGAAGUCAACAAGCGGGUGGAAGACAUCCACCCCACCGUGCCCAACCCUUACAACCUCUUGAGCGGGCUCCCACCGUCCCACCAGUGGUACACUGUGCUUGAUUUAAAGGAUGCCUUUUUCUGCCUGAGACUCCACCCCACCAGUCAGCCUCUCUUCGCCUUUGAGUGGAGAGAUCCAGAGAUGGGAAUCUCAGGACAAUUGACCUGGACCAGACUCCCACAGGGUUUCAAAAACAGUCCCACCCUGUUUGAUGAGGCACUGCACAGAGACCUAGCAGACUUCCGGAUCCAGCACCCAGACUUGAUCCUGCUACAGUACGUGGAUGACUUACUGCUGGCCGCCACUUCUGAGCUCGACUGCCAACAAGAGCCUCACCAUGACUGCCUCGAGAUCUUGGCCGAGACACACGGAACCAGACCAGACCUCACGGACCAGCCCCUCCCAGACGCCGACCACACCUGGUAUACAGAUGGAAGCAGCUUCCUGCAAGAGGGACAACGUAGGGCUGGAGCAGCGGUGACCACCGAGACCGAGGUAAUCUGGGCCAAGGCGUUGCCAGCCGGGACAUCCGCCCAGCGAGCUGAACUAAUAGCACUCACCCAGGCCCUAAAGAUGGCAGAAGGUAAGAAGCUAAAUGUUUAUACUGAUAGCCGCUAUGCCUUUGCUACCGCCCAUAUCCAUGGAGAAAUAUAUAGGAGACGUGGGUUGCUCACCUCAGAAGGCAAGGAGAUCAAGAACAAGGGCGAAAUCUUGGCCUUACUGAAAGCUCUCUUUCUGCCCAAAAGACUCAGUAUAAUUCACUGCCCAGGACAUCAGAAAGGCAAUAGUGCUGAAGCUAAAGGCAACCGAAUGGCGGACCAGGCAGCCCGGGAAGCGGCCAUGGGGACUGACACAAAGGCCUCCUCACUUCUCAUAGAGACCUCAACCCCGUACACUCCAGACUUCUUCCAUUAUACUGAGACAGAUAUAAAGAACCUACAAGAGUUGGGAGCCACAUAUGAUAGAGAGAAAAAAUAUUGGGUCCUGCAAGGUAAACCUGUGAUGCCUGACCAGUUCACCUUUGAAUUAUUAGACUUCCUUCACCAGCUCACCCACCUUAGCUAUCAGAAGAUGAGGGCACUUCUAGACAGGAAAGAAAGCCCCUAUUACAUGCUAAAUAAAGAUAAGAUCCUCCACGAGGUGGCGGAAUCAUGCCAAGCCUGUGUCCAAGUAAAUGCCAGUAAGACUAAGAUCAGGGCCGGAACACGAGUAAGAGGACAUCGACCAGGCACCCAUUGGGAAAUUGACUUUACUGAAGUGAAGCCCGGACUGUAUGGGUACAAGUAUCUCCUGGUAUUCGUGGACACGUUCUCUGGCUGGGUUGAAGCCUUCCCAACCAAACAUGAGACUGCCAAAAUAGUGACCAAGAAACUUCUGGAAGAAAUAUUUCCAAGGUUUGGAAUGCCCCAAGUGUUGGGGACUGAUAAUGGGCCUGCCUUCGUCUCCCAGCUCACUUACAGGCCCUCCAAGCAGUACAACGAGAGGUCUGGAAGCCACUGGCCGCUGCCUAUCAGGACUAGCUGGACCAGCCAGUGAUACCACACCCCUUCCGUGUCGGCGACACCGUGUGGGUACGCCGGCACCAGACUAAGAACUUGGAACCUCGCUGGAAAGGACCCUACACCGUCCUGCUGACCACCCCCACCGCUCUCAAAGUAGACGGCAUCGCUGCGUGGAUCCACGCCGCUCACGUAAAAGCGGCGACAACCCCUCCGGCCGGAACAGCAUCAGGACCGACAUGGAAGGUCCAGCGUUCUCAAAACCCCUUAAAGAUAAGAUUAACCCGUGGGGCCCCCUAAUAAUCCUGGGGAUCUUAAUAAGAGCAGGAGUAUCAGUACAACAUGACAGCCCUCAUCAGGUCUUCAAUGUUACUUGGAGAGUUACCAACUUAAUGACAGGACAAACAGCUAAUGCUACCUCCCUCCUGGGGACAAUGACCGAUGCCUUUCCUAAACUGUACUUUGACUUGUGCGAUUUAAUAGGGGACGACUGGGAUGAGACUGGACUCGGGUGUCGCACUCCCGGGGGAAGAAAAAGGG
Messenger RNA from Mus musculus (house mouse), 2482 nucleotides. RefSeq names its product predicted gene, 54073. The transcript is spliced from 3 exons. Bases 24 to 1979 code for a protein of 651 amino acids. NCBI's taxonomy places the organism in Eukaryota, Metazoa, Chordata, Mammalia, Rodentia, Muridae. The record is from RefSeq and is a predicted model, not a curated record.